AUGAACUGCACGCCAGCGGAAAGUUGACGUCAAUGUCUAAAUGGGUUAAUCUAUACCAUGAGAUCAGUGCUGAUCCCCGAUUCAGCGCAAUGUUGUCGCAGCCCUUCGCCGGUUCCACUCCUCUCGACUUAUUUAAGUUUUAUGUCGAAGAACUCAAAGCCAGAUAUGAAGACGAGAAACAAAUGAUUAAAGAUAUACUGAAGAGUAAGGACUUUGAAGUGACGAUUGCCACCACUUAUAUAGACUUCGCAACUAUACUAAGCGAAGACACGAGAAGUGCUACACUCGACGGCGGAAACGUUAAAAUCAUUUACGAAAAGCUCAUCGAAAGGGAAAAAGAGAGGGAAAGGGAACGAAUCAAAGAAGAGCAGAAACUUAAGCGCAAAUUAGACACCGCUUUCUUAGCAGUUUUGGCUAAACUCGAUCCACCCAUCGAUGAGGACUCCCACUGGGAUUCGGUUAGACCUCUCAUUGCUAACGAAGAGGCCUUUUUGGCCAUACCUUCCGAAGCCGAUAGGAUAACACUCUAUAAGAGUUGUAUCCGAACUAUGGAAGAGUCCUGUAGUCAUCAUCACUCGAAGGCUAAGAAAAGUUUUUAUUCCAAUAAAAAAACGGACAAAACAAAGAAAAUUAAGAAAAGAUCUCAUUCUUCGUCGUCGUCUUCUUCCUCGUCAAGCGAUGACGAGCGCCGACACCAAAGGCGCGGCGAAAACAACAAAAAGGGCAGUCAUUCCCAUUCCAUAAGCCCACCAACGCAUAGGUCUGUUCACUCGCACUCUCAGUCUCACAGCUCGUCCAGCGAUAGCGAACAUGGAAUUCAAAAAUUCAAACCAAUUCCCGCCCGCAAACAAUCUUCGGUUUCUGACGACGAGAGGACUCGUAUGGAAUCGCCAGAGAAAAGCAAAGCAAUGCCAACGACUCACCCGUCGGGCGGUAAAGAGUCUUUCGAUGAUUUGGAAGAAUUGGAAAAACAAAGGAGAAUAUUAUUGCAACAGUUGGCCGCACAUCACACCACCCAAUGAUCACUCCAUCAAUAGUAACAAUACUUUACAUAUAAAAAUCUCUGACAUUUAUUUAAUUAAAAUUUCGAUUAUAAACUUAAUAAAAAAAAUAAUUUAUAAUUAUAAUAAAUUUAUAAAUUAUGUACAAAAUAUA
Messenger RNA from Medioppia subpectinata, 1155 nucleotides. The record is from the annotation of a GenBank genome assembly. NCBI's taxonomy places the organism in Eukaryota, Metazoa, Arthropoda, Arachnida, Sarcoptiformes, Oppiidae.